Messenger RNA from Penicillium riverlandense, 2067 nucleotides. RefSeq lists its product as uncharacterized. The transcript is spliced from 5 exons. Gene Ontology annotation, biological process: positive regulation of transcription from RNA polymerase II promoter by galactose. Gene Ontology annotation, cellular component: nucleus. NCBI's taxonomy places the organism in Eukaryota, Fungi, Ascomycota, Eurotiomycetes, Eurotiales, Aspergillaceae. Gene Ontology annotation, molecular function: RNA polymerase II cis-regulatory region sequence-specific DNA binding; DNA-binding transcription factor activity, RNA polymerase II-specific; zinc ion binding. Bases 1 to 2067 code for a protein of 688 amino acids. The record is from RefSeq and is a predicted model, not a curated record.
AUGCCUCGAGCGAGAGUACGACCAGAGAACCGAUUACGCUCUUCCAGGGCCUGCGACUUAUGCAAAGCGUCCAAAAUCCGCUGCGAUUCGCAGGUCCCCUGCGCUUCGUGCAUUAAACGAAACCACCCCGGCAACUGCAUCUAUUCCAUCCCGCCGAGCCGCCGGGCCCGGCCUGGGGCCGGCGACAGAAGUUCGGGACCAACACCUUCACGACUACGUCCAUUUGCACACGGUGUGUGGACAGAUAGCCCCACUGUGUCUAACUCGGCGGAAUCUUACACGAGUAAUCCUCCUUUGAUUGUGCAACCGUCGCCAAAGAGCAUUAAUGCGGGCAGUGGGGACUGGACCAAAGACCCAGACCAGGACUCGCCGAGUGAGAGAUUCGUGACCGGGUCAAAUGGAGAGAAAUUAUACAUAGGAGACACCGCUUCAUUGUCAUUCUUGGACUUUUUGCGACGUAAUCUAAGACCGUACGUCGGUGCAACGCCCUUCACCGACGGUGAACGCCAAAAUCUCGAGCUGGAAAUCGACGUUGACGAUGCCACAAAUGUGGAAGUGAACUUGACUGUUGAAGAAAAGGGGGAUGCCCUUCUCUAUCUCUUUUCGCCGGCAGAGAUAGACGCCUUUAUGGGGAGAAACUCAGAGCACCCCAGCACAGAACUGAAGAAGGAUGAUAUUGCCGCGCUUGAGAUGACCGUAGCGAUAGGCGCACAAGCACGCGCGUCGGGAUCUCGAGACGCACAAUGCGCAGCCGUGUACUUUGCGCGAGCUCGUUCUAUAGCUUUCCAAGACAUGUUAGCUUACCCGAGUAUAAGCAUGGUCAGAAUAUUCCUCCUCCUAGCCUUUUUUACUCUUGGAGCGUGCCGGCAGAAUGCAGCCUUUAUAUACCUCGGUGUCGCAUCGAAAGCGGCCAUCGUUCUCGGUCUACAUCAGCCGAUGAGCUGGCAAAGUCUGCAGCAACAAGCAGAUGGGCCUAACUUGAGGUACCUGACUUUCACACCAAUUAUCCCUGCCGGUCUUUGCAUAUUAGAUGUAUUGACAAGCUCCAUCCUAGGACGGCCUUGUACUGUGCCGAGGGCGACACGACAUGAUCUCCAUUCGCUCCCGCUGGACCCUAAUACCCCAGAGUUUAACGCUGUACUAAAAGGAGCAGCCCUUCUCGACGACAUUUGUCGCAUACUCAGCAGCGGUGUUAUGAUAGACGUACCGACCGCCGAGGACCUCCUUACAAAACUACGCCAAUGGAGUCAAAAUCUUCCGCCUUGCCUUCGCCAGUUCUCCUGCACUGACGGCUCGUCGAUGAGCUCUGUGGAUCGUCAGACUUUCCUCGGUCGAAUACAUGUUUCCAGCGUUUACUAUUUCUCCGUGAUGCUUGUGACUCGUCCGUUCUUGAUUCGACAUUUAAUGUCCAAACUCCGUCGCCGCUCGGGUCAUGAGGUUAGUGUCAACCUACAUCCAAACGAAGCCGGCCUUGCGCAAGUCUGUACGAGCUCAGCAGCAUACAUGGGUGAGUUGUGUCGGAAAACUGCGUUAGCCGUCACCAUGUCAGAGUUGCCGUUCGGAAACCUCUGCUUGUUCAAGACGUGGGCGUUUGGGGCUGGCCUGAUUCUUGGACUUUCCCUAUUCGUUGCCGAGUCAAGCAGUAAAUUCCAAGAACCAUUCACCGGAAUUCUGGAUGUACUGAAUAAGAUUGGCGAAGCAAGUCCCCAGUCCAAGUUAUACGGCGAAACUUUGAGCACCUUCAUGGACACGAUCCACGUCUACCGGCGACAACUUUCUCACCACCCCCACCGCACCGUGGAUCAAUAUAUUGAUCAGAUCUUGGUCAUUGACGUUGAGCCGCACCAGUCAGGGCGGCAGUCCAUGCCGUCAAAUCAACACUUUAUGAACUCCCCUUGGGAUACCGAUGCUGGAUUUACUAUGGCGCUUGACUCUGGAGACCUCACCUUGGUUGGACAGUCCGGGCUCGAUGACUACUGGUCAACACAGCAGCCCUGGGACGAUGUUGCUAUGCAGUUUUCGGAUAACUUUGGGAUUGAUUUUGGUGCGCAGUUUCUCCAGCCUUAG